GGAGCUGACCCCAGUGUCUUGCGAAUGGCCCCGCGGCCCGCGGGCCGGGUCUCGCGCCCCUACGGCUCCUGCCUCCGCUUCGCGGUCACCGGCCCUGCGGCCUCUUGUGAGGACUAGCGGCCUUCCCCGCAGGCGCCAUCUUGAGGGGCAGCUCCAGCUCUUUCUUCCUCAAACCCUGCCCCGGAGCGGCGAGUCUGACAGCCUGGCCAGAGCCCCCCAGCCUCUCAGUCAGUCACACACAGGGCACAGCCACUGACGUGGUCACACUCCUCCACUCCCGUAGUGUUCAGUCAUUGACAGUGGCCCUCACACACUGGACACGAUCAUUCACACCCACACCCCACAGUGUCACGUGGUCAAGUUUCAGCUGCUUGAGUGAGUGCCAUUCCGCACAGAGUCACACACACAUGGGUUAAAGCCACUCGUCCAGUGUCACUCUACACUGCCUCAUACAAUCCCUGUCACAAGUACAAUAGAUAAUUACUCAUCACCCACUGUGUACCAGGCACUUGGGAUGCUGUUCCUGUCUUCACUGGGAUAUGGAAACAAUUCUGGAAACUGGAAGUCCAAGAUCAAGGUGUCAGCAGGAUUGGUACCGUCUGAGAGCAGUGAGGAAGAACCUGUUCCAUACCUCUCUUCUAGCUUCUGGCGGUUUGCUGAAAAUCUUCAGCAUUCCUUGCUACAGGAAGGAUGUUACCUGUGACGAUGAGAAUGUCAGUGCUGCUGCUGCUACUGCCCCUGAGUCAGGCUGUUCCCAAACACGGCACCACGAGGCUGGACCCUGAAGUGCAGCAUCCACCUCUACCCAACCCCUUCGAGCCAGGCCAGGAGCAACUUCAACUUCUGCAGAGCUACCUAAAGGGACUAGAGAGGAUGGAAGAGGAGCCGGAGCACAUGAGCCGGGAGCAGGUUCUCCUUUACCUCUUUGCUCUCCACGACUAUGACCAGAGUGGACAGCUGGAUGGCCUGGAGCUGUUGUCCAUGUUGACAGCAACUCUGGCCCCUGGAGCUUCCGACUCUCUCACCACCAACCCGGUGAUCCUCGUAGUGGAUGAGGUGCUGGAGACCCAGGACCUGAAUGGGGAUGGGCUCAUGACCCCUGCAGAGCUCGUCAACUUCCCCGGAGAGGCCCCGAGGCACACAGAUCUCAAAGAGCCCCCAGAGCCACAGGAUGUUGGGAGGCGGCCUCUGUUGGCUAAAAACCCGUCAAGACAAGAAGCACAUGAAGCCCCAGGUCCUAGAGAAGAAGCUGGGGGACAGGUGGAGGCCAGAAGGGAGUCCUUGGAACCUGUACAGGAGGCUGGGGGACAGGCAGAGGCUGCAAGAGAAGCCCCAGGCCCUGGAGGGGAGGUUGGGGGACAGGUAGAAGCCAGGGACACUGGAGAGAGAGCAGAAGAGCUUCCAAGGGAAACACUGGAGUCUAAGAAAACCCCAAAUGAGCUUGAGGUUCAUGCUAUUCAGCUGGAGAAUGAUGAGAUAUAAACCUUGAGGAUACAGGUUUGCACACCUAGAAGUCUCAGUGCCAGAACAUAUGCCCCAAAGGGUAGGGUGUGUGUGUUAGGACAACGACCACCUCUGUGCCCCCUUCCUGGCCCCAGUAGGUGGCAGGUCUUUCUGUGCAGCUCAGGGAGACCCUAAGUUGAAGGGCAGCUUUAGGGCCCAGAAAACCAAUAAAGAGCCAAAUGAACCCAUCCCUCUGGGCCAUCGAUCCACUGGUCCAGCCUGCCCUGACCUCAGGCUGCAGGGGGUUGGGACUGGGCAGUCCUCUUGGGAGGGCAGGAAUUCAGUUUACCCAGUGUUCCCAGAUGGUGCUGAGACACAGCAGAGCACAGCACUAGGCCACAGCCAGCUGCAGACAACCCGGGGAAGGGAGCUCAGCCUUUCCCUGGGGCCUAACCACUAGAACGCCCUCCUGCAGUUCAGGGUAGAUCUUCUCCAUCAUCCUGUAUCUGCUCCCCACCCCUACCAUUUAUUGAGAACCUAGUACACACUGGGCAUCAUGCUGGGCAUUUUACAUAUUGUGAUUUUAUCCUCACGAUAAUUCUAUGACCAGGCAGAAUUAGCACCAUUUGACAGAUGAGGAAAUUGGGGAAGAUGCAGUUCAGUAAUGUACUCAUGGUCCCAUAGUUAAGUGGCAGAUUUGAAUUCGGGCCUGUCUGAGCCUAAAGCCCAUACCUUUUAUCACAUUCUACGGCCUCACCACCCUGCCCCAACUCCCAUAUGGAAAUUCACCAAUUCCCAUAUGCCCUCAGACCAGGUCUCCCCCAGGGAAAGCAAUGCUUUGCAUUCCGGGUCACAUUUGUGGCUCAGGCACCGCCUUAACUACAAGGCGGCUCCAAGGGUGGGGCGGUCAGGCUCGGGGUCAGUCAUUGGGGAGAUAUUUUUGGACUGCAGAGACUCCGCCUAACCAGAGGAGGCUCCCUGCCCGCUGGCCUGUCAGGUUGGCUCAGCCAUGUGGACACACUUGUGGCCACUGGAGUCUUGUGACAGAGCUGGGGCCCAGAGGAGCUUUUCUCAUGGCUUGUGGUUAUUUGGAAGGUUCCCUGGGGUACAAGGGGUUAAGUCUCCUCCCCCGCCAGGAAGGCUGGAAGUCUGGCCCUCUACCCUGAGCUGGGGCCCCAGCAGGGGCACAGCUGGUGGCAAGCCUGGGGCACUUCCUGCUGCUCUGGUCUGGGUGGCCCUUCCUCUGGGCCUGGGCAGGAGGUGAAUUUGGGGAAUAGAGAAAAAAAGGGCACAGGACUUCAGGAUCAAAGCCUCCAGAAUCCCCAGCCAGAGCAGCUCAGACAU
This is a messenger RNA of Delphinapterus leucas (beluga whale), 2787 nucleotides long. It is a transcript of the gene CGREF1, whose product is annotated as cell growth regulator with EF-hand domain 1. Gene Ontology annotation, molecular function: calcium ion binding. NCBI's taxonomy places the organism in Eukaryota, Metazoa, Chordata, Mammalia, Artiodactyla, Monodontidae. The record is from RefSeq and is a predicted model, not a curated record.